GGAGAAAGCCCCGUCAAUUGAUCUCUAUCUACCGGAGGAAUCGAGGCAUGUCGGUCGUUCUGGCAAUCCUCCAGCUAUUGGUUCAUCUCCUGGCUCUGACUCAUCUAAGAAUAGAAAAUUAAAGUUGGCUGCGUUAUUGAAAGCGCAGAUUAAAGCAGAGGGUCCUGCGAAGGAAGCGAUGGCUGAAUGCGUAAUUUUGCCUCCGGAGAUUGCUUAUGGUAGAGCGACAGAAAUACUUAAGGAUCUUUUUGGGAGAGAACAUAUGGUGUCCAGAGCCAUGGUGGACGAUCUGUUCAAGAAAUUGAAACCGUUGCAUGAUGAUGCAGGCUCAUUGUCUCGUUUGUCGAUAGAUCCUUCAAACUGUCAUGUUGCUCUGAGUCAGAUGAAUCAUACGAGUGACAUGAAUUCCGUCUCCACCAUAGAGCAUAUUCUCCGUACGCUAUCGAAGGGUGCUCGUCGGAACUGGGCAAGGUUAGCUGACUCUAUGGACAACCUUGGAAAACAGAUAGGUUUCUCUGGCCUAUGCAACUUCGUUGCUCAAGAGGCUCCGCACCCGCCAUGGUAUGCUUACCAUGGGCUCAGAACCCCAUCGUCCUCAAAAGCAGCAGCAUCGGGUGGGUCACCAGGGAAUUUCCGCCUUCUUGGAAUAGGGCUGGAUACAGACCGUCUGGUCCCGGUGCCUUCUCACGUUUCGGUACGGCUAUUUUAUGCCUUAUUUCUUCUUCCGAAGGGCGAUCCAGGAACCUGCCUUGGAGCUGUACCGGUUCGUUUGAAUGGUCCGCAAGGCAGCGUUCUCACGUACGCAUUGUUGGAUAGUGGGUCGGACGUAACUUUGGUGACGAAAGACUUACUUGAUAAGGUUGGUCGGACUGGCACUCCAACAACUUUGAAUUUAUCUACAGUGAGUGGGAGCUCCACUGUGGAGGCUGCAAGUCUCAGAAUCGAGUUUGAAUCGGCAGAUUCAGGUGUUAAGGACGAUCCGCAGUUACGUGGAGUUAUGCCGAAUUCAUUUUAUCACAUUUUUGAACAUAUUUCGAAGUCAAAAGAUGCUGAAUAUUUGGUCAGAGCCAGCUACCUGGAAAUCUACAAAGAAGAACUUCGUGACCUUCUCCAUCGCGAUCAGUCAAAGCAUCUUGAGAUCAAGGAGAAGCCGGAUAGCGGUAUUUAUGUCAAGGGAGAACGACUGAAGGAGGCGACCAAGAUCAACCUGAGUUUGUCUACUCUUGGAAAUGUCAUCUCCGCAUUAGUCGACGGGAAAAGUACCCACAUACCUUAUCGGGACUCGAAGCUCACACGUCUACUUCAAGAUUCUCUUGGUGGUAACGCCAAAACAGUCAUGGUGGCAAACAUUGGUCCAGCUACUUACAACUACGAUGAGACACUCAAUACAUUGCGCUACGCAAGUCGGGCCAAAAACAUCAAAAACAGACCGAAAAUCAAUGAAGACCCAAAAGAUGCUCUUUUGCGUGAAUACCAAUCCGAGAUUGAACGUCUCAAAUCGUUGCUGAAAAAUCGAAGUGCAGGAAUCCAGCGAGAUGUAGAUUCUCUUGGUGGUAACGCCAAAACAGUCAUGGUGGCAAACAUUGGUCCAGCUACUUACAACUACGAUGAGACACUCAAUACAUUGCGCUACGCAAGUCGGGCCAAAAACAUCAAAAACAGACCGAAAAUCAAUGAAGACCCAAAAGAUGCUCUUUUGCGUGAAUACCAAUCCGAGAUUGAACGUCUCAAAUCGUUGCUGAAAAAUCGAAGUGCAGGAAUCCAGCGAGAACUGGGGGACAGUCGGCGCCGAAGAUCACAAAAACAGAGCACAAUAACCGGAACGGGAAAAGACACCGGAGAGGAGCCAAGUACAGAUAAUGAAACGGAAGGAAUUAAGGCUUAUAUGAAGGAACAACAAGACAAACUGUCUGCCGAAAAGGAAGCAAUCUUAAAUGAUCAUUCACUUUUGGCCGAAGAGAAGUCCCGUCUGUUAGGCGAACUUGAGGCAAAAGAAGUGAAGCUACAAGAAGAACAAGCCCAAACAAAGCAACUUGAAGCAAAACUGCGUGCGAUGGAAAGCAAGCUGUUGCGGGGUGAUCAGUCUAUUGUGGAACACACACGAAUGCAAGAAGCCACUUUGGCUCAGCAGCUAAGCCAAAUGGCUGAGCAACAGCGGAGAGAGCGUGAAAUUGUGGCUCGGAUGGAGGAAGCUGAGGACAGUAUGGCAAACCUUCAGGAAGGAUUCAGUUCACUUAAACAGGAAGUGGAAGUAAAUACUCGAAGGCUUCGGAAGUUGUAUGAGAAGCUUCAAGAAGUAAAACAAGAGAUUGUUGAAGUUCAGGAAGACAACAAUCGCGAACGUCAAGAGCACGAGCGAAUUCAGGAGGAGCUCACGCGCCAGGUGAAACGAAGUCUACUCAUUCUGCAAAAUUUCGUCCCAAUGGAAGACCGCAUUAAGCUUGAAAAACGUGUCGUAUUCGAUGAAGACACCGAACAAUGGGAACUCAAAUCAUUGAUUCCACAGGCUGGUAAUCAGCACAAUGAAACAGAAAUAAGUGGUCACUUGGAUCCGCCAGUCAAAUCCGCAUUAGGUGGCCGUAGACCCGUAUGCCAAUCAGCGCGCACGGCAGCCAGCUUGGGGACAGAUCCUAGGUAUAGAGCUGAGCAACUUUUAAGCCUGGAUCUCGAUCUUCCCAGUCGAACCACCCGAGAUUACGAACCGCCCCAGUUGGCUCCGCAGGUGGUGGCGGCUUUGGAAGCCGCUUUACAAGAUGAAGAAGACCUGGAGCUGGAUGGAAGUCCAUCCGUUUUCAAAUCCCGUCCAACCAAAACGAAACGGAAAGACCGAAGGUUACGUACGGUGUCACAUAAAACGGAAGCAGAAAUAUUUCCAGUAUCCCGAGGGUUAGUGCCCAAAUAA
Messenger RNA from Opisthorchis viverrini, 2902 nucleotides. RefSeq lists its product as hypothetical. The annotation marks the transcript as partial. The transcript has 14 exons. Gene Ontology annotation, biological process: proteolysis; microtubule-based movement. Lineage: Eukaryota; Metazoa; Platyhelminthes; Trematoda; Opisthorchiida; Opisthorchiidae. The record is from RefSeq and is a predicted model, not a curated record. Gene Ontology annotation, molecular function: aspartic-type endopeptidase activity; microtubule binding; microtubule motor activity.